Molecule: messenger RNA, 5133 nt
Organism: Enhydra lutris kenyoni (northern sea otter)
Lineage: Eukaryota; Metazoa; Chordata; Mammalia; Carnivora; Mustelidae
Product: brain-specific serine protease 4-like
Exons: 8
Coding region: 1032-1979 (315 amino acids)
Biological process (GO): proteolysis
Molecular function (GO): serine-type endopeptidase activity
Source: RefSeq, a predicted model, not a curated record
CUCCGCUGAGAUGCAGCAGGGCGGGGCCCACCGUAAGCUCCCACUAUGUUGCGCUCCUUCCCAGCACGGGGCUUAUUGAUCAAAUGAACAAAUGGACAGAGAUACACGGUGGGUCUCAGAAGAGGAAUCGGCCUGCCCCUCCUGCUUGGGGUGGGGGCAUCAUGGGAUUGGGGCACUGAGUCAGGGAGGAACUGGUGGGGACCCCAGGUCACCAGGUCUCAUCUAGGGCACCCCCUGCGCCAGCGGAGCCCCGCUGCUCUCUGACCCGAGUGUGGGGGAUGGCACCCAGCCCUGCCCAGGCAGCCGCGUCAGUCAGCCACCUGGGCACCUGGCCGGCCCUGCCUGGUCUUCCCCGCAGUGCAGGUGAGGGGUGAGUCGUUCGCCACCAAGUGGCAGGACCCACAUGACAAGCAGUCACUGGGGGCCUGAUUCACAGCUUUCCAGGAAGUGGUUAACGGGAUCCCAGAGCCCAGGGCUUGAUGAGGUCUCCUGGCUGAGUCACGGUGGCCCCUGGAGGAAGGAGCCGUUACUGAGCCUCUCUGGGCAGCCCCCUUCUCCCCAAGGCCCUAGGACCUCACCAAGACCCCUUAUCCUAGCCUUCAGCUGCUGCAGGCUCAGGCCCCAGGCCUUCCCUUCAGCACCCAAACUGGGGGACUUGCGCAAUGUCAGCGCCACUGGCCUAGACCUCUGGGUCCAGGUUCUGCUCCUCCAGAGGGUAGAUCCGGGGCCCACAGCUGGAGCCAGGGUCCUGAGCUCCCAAACCAGAUCCCUGAGUCCACUGUUCCAGGGCAGAGGGAGGGGUCUCAGCUAGAGCCCCCAGUCCCCUUAGCGGCUCAUUUCCUCCCAGCAGUCCCACCCCUCCUGUGACCUAUAGCCUGGGGUGGCAGGGACUGAGCCACUCACUCAGUUGGGGGACUGGUCCAACGGCAUUCCACCUCCCAGGAUAAAACCUCGGGUGACCUGUAGGGAACUCCACACACCCCGUCACAGGCAGGACUGCUCUCCCAGCCGUGCCUGUGCCCCUGCUGGCCAUGGUAGUUUCCAGAGCUCCCCCAGCCCUGGGUGGGGGCGGUCUCAGGAUCUUAACCCCACUGCUGCUUCUGGCUUCUGCAGCUUCCCUCCGUGCUGCCAGGAUACCUGCUCCCCCGACCUGUGGGAAGCCCCAGCGGCUGAACCGGAUUGUGGGUGGCGAGGACAGCACUGAUGCCGAGUGGCCCUGGGUUGUGAGCAUCCAGAAGAACGGGACCCACCACUGUGCGGGCUCGCUGCUCACCAGCCGCUGGGUGGUCACCGCCGCCCACUGCUUCAAGGGCAAUCUGAACAACCCAUCCCAGUUCUCUGUGCUGCUGGGGGCCUGGCGGCUGGGGAACCCUGGCCCGAGGUCCCAGGAGGUGGGUAUCGCCUGGGUUCGGUCCCACCCCGUGUACUCCUGGAGAGAGGGCUCCCGUGCGGACAUCGCCCUGGUGCGCCUGGAGCACUCCAUCCGCUUCUCUGAGCGAGUCCUGCCCAUCUGCCUGCCUGAUUCCUCUGUCCGCCUCUCUCCGAACACGCGCUGCUGGAUCGCAGGCUGGGGGAGCAUCCAUGACGGAGUGCCCCUACCCCAUCCCCAGACCCUGCAGAAACUGGAGGUUCCCAUCAUCGACUCAGAAAUCUGCGGCCGCUUGUACUGGAGUGGGGCAGGGCAGGGGGCCAUCACCGAGGACAUGCUGUGUGCGGGCUACCUGGAGGGGCAGCGAGAUGCCUGUCUGGGUGACUCCGGAGGCCCCCUCAUGUGCCAGGUGGAGGGCACGUGGCUGCUGGCAGGCAUCAUCAGCUGGGGUGAGGGCUGCGCAGAGCGCGAUCGGCCCGGCGUCUACAUCAGCCUGGCCGCCCACCGCUCCUGGGUGAUGCGGAUCGUGCAGGGGGUGCAGCUCCGCGGGCAUUCGCAGGGGAGCGGGCCCUCCCCGGGCCGCGGGCCCUCUGCGGGCCGGGCGCCUUAGGAUCCAGAGAGAUGGGCGGCCACCAUUGUAAGUGAGCCACCUGCCUCCGGGGGGCGCCCGCGUGCCGGCACCGCCGCCUCUGCAGCGAGGCCCCGCCCCGCCCCGCCCGCGGGAGCACCUUUUUAUGUGUAUAUAUGUUAACGAUUUUUACAGUUGUUUGUAGCCCUGCCCGCAUAUCUUAUUUAUUCUAAUUUCAAUAAAUUAUUUAUUCCCCUGUUCCUGUUUUUCCAGGUGUGGGGACAUUGGGAAGCAGGACAUUGGGAUUAAAAUGGGGCAGAUGGGUGUGACUCUGUGGUGGCCCCACCAGGGACCAGGUGUCCUGUGCACCUGUGUUUCACUAUUCCGACCCCCGGCCUUUGCACUUCUUUCCUAUGCCCCCCUCCCACCGGAAGGCCACAAAGAGAGGAGGCGGGAGGCCCAGCGGGCUGCAGGGCCAGUCCAGGCCCCCAGCCUGCCUGUUGGGUUUCCAAAACUGGGCUAGCGAGGAAAAACCCGCCCAUAUGAGAGUGGGGUGUCCCCUCCCUCCCCUGAGAACCAGGUCUCCCGGAUUUGGGCUGAGGCAACCAGGGCCUCUGCACCCCCAGGAGCUGACUCAGGAGUGACUCACUGCUGAUUCUGUGAGUAGUCCUACAAGGACGGAGCAAAACAAUGAGAUGGGAGGUCGCUAAGCCUGGUGACACGGUGGGCUAGAGUCACCUGGCCUGAGCCCAUGGCGGGUUGGGGAGCAAGUCCUGGGCCACAGAGGGUCUGUCAGCUAACCCCCUUCCCCGGGGAGUGCCCCUCUCCCGCCCUCUCCUCUGCAGCGGGGGCCCUGGCCUCCUGGGCCUGCCCUCCAGAGCACCCCCCCCCCCAGAACCUCAUCCUCACCCACCUGGGGUUCCCUGCAGCCCAUGGAUGUGCCAACUGAGGGUUCUAUGGUUGUGUGAACCCGAUGGUGGUUCACACAAAGAGAUUCAUUCUAAAAGUCAAGGAAGCAGCUAGGUGCGGUCAUGCCGGCGGACUGCUUACAAAGUGUCUCCAGCUAGAAAUUGCCCAUGAAGUGAGUUUUUGAGAAGGCAGCAUGGGGUUCUGGCUGGCUUGCUUUUUGGCCCCCUUCCUAAGGAGCAACUUCUCAAGCAUUGGUUCGUGUUGUUUUGAUGACCUUUGUGUUGUUACCAGAUCACAGUAGAUGCCUUGGGGUUGGUUUUAUCAAAAAACAAACAGGGCCCUGGCUUCCUGCUCACCUGGGAACCAGCCUGGGGAGGGAGUGGUGACUCAGGUCAGUGCCACAUCCAAAUCCCAGCCCUCCCUUUGUGACCCAGUCCCCUCCUUACCUGCCACUCGCCCUGCCCCCUCUCCCCGCCUUCAGCCCGCGCUCCCCCUCUUGCUGUGCCUCCUCCUCCCUCUGUCCUCCGAGCUCUCCCAGCACCCCUCGCCCCUUCUUCUGCCCCUGCUGCUUCUCCUCAUUCUUCCCUUCUCCGUCUUCUGUUCCUCAUGUUCUCCCUGGUCCCCGGUAACAGAGGAUCCCCCACAGAAGCCCCUGAGGGAGGGAACGGGUAGGGGUAUUGCCAGGACACUCCAGUGGGGGUGGGUUCUCUCUGAGUUGGGCUCUCAGCCUCCAGGGAGCCCCCAGCGCACCCUCCUGGAGGAGCUGGAUGGCGGGCUGGGAGCGCAGGCUGGGCGCCAAGUGGGGAACCAGCACCUGGGUCCCCACCGCAGCACCGUAUGCAUUGACCCCUCUUUGCUCAGGGCUGGGGCGUCCAGGAGGUGGAAGCCGAGUCUGCCCAGUGCCAGCAGAGAAGCCCUUUUGCUCCUAAAUUGGAGCUGGGCUAGGAACACCCCCCUAAUCUGGACCAUUCUGGGUGGGGAGGACUGGCUGUUUUGGCUCCAUGGACCCCACCUGCCUCUGGGGACCACAGAGUCCCUGGGCCAGCCUGCAGUCUCCUCAGGAGAAGUCCCUGGGGCCCAGAGGGCAGCUGUCUCCACCUGCCACAGCCUCCCACAUAGAACAGCCCUUCCCAGAGCUCCCCUGACCUCCCCAAGGUGACAAAUGUCAUUCCAGCAGGAUCUGCCUUAGCUGCGGGCUACUCAGUCUGUCCCUCCACAUGCUCUCACCUCAGGUCUUUAACCCUUGAUGAGACGUCCACCCCCGCGCCCGGGACUCCAUGGUUCUGCCCGCACGUCCAGAGCAAGUGAGCACACAGGCACUGAGUCCAGCUCUUGUGUGGUGGCAGCCUCCGUGCCAGUCUCUGUCAGUGCUGCCGGCCCCCAAGGCACCUGAAGGAGUCUCACCACUGCCCCAGCUGAUGGGGUCCUGGCGAACUCACCAGUGUCCAUGUCGAGUGCAGCCCCCCGAAAUGCCCUCCAGCUGGCAGUCAGGGAAAACACACUGUACGGCGCCCGAUCAAUCGGGAGAAUUUGCUCAGUGACUGAGAGGAGCAGAUGCCCCGCGAGGCCUGCAGACGCCCUGUGAGCAAGCUGAGGGGACCGGCCAGGCCCCAGGGCCACAGGGGCGGAGAGCAGCUCUUUGCUCUGCACGAGGCCCUUCCAGAAAGCAGUGAGGAGAGGACAGGGAGGAUCACAGGUAACGUCCCUCACUUCCUCGGCCUCUUUGCUGCAUUUGAUAAUGGCCGCGUCCCAGCGUCAUCCCCACCACCCAGGAGCUGCAGUUCACUGUCCAGGGCCGAGGCCCCAUCUCCCAGAUGACCGCUGACUGCCCAGGGCCGUGGUGCCACGCAGCCCUAUCCCCGGGGCCUCGUGCCGUGUCCUGUGCGUGUCCAUCAUGGGCAUGCAUGUGUGUGCACGUGUGCGCAGGUCUGUGCAUGCUCCUGGGAGCCCAAACGUUCAGUAGGGCGGUAGGCAGUGAGACUACUCAGCUCCUGCCCCCGACAGGUGACUCCUGCCAACGCCUCCCACCCCCCAGCCUCCCACCUCUCCCAAGACCAGUGAGGGAAGGAGCCCAAACCAGCCGCCAAACCCACGGGAAGAUUUUCCCAGCUGUUUACCACUGCAGCCCAGACACAAGCCCCUUUGUCUCUGUCCCUCGGGCCCCCCCAGAGGUGGUGUGUGGGGAGGAUUUAGAAGACUGACCUUUCUGAUUGUAACACCCCACCCGUGACCCCCACCGACUGCAGCAGACAAAGGAGGUUCUCUUGUGCCUGGUGGGGGUAGGGGG